Messenger RNA from Sipha flava (yellow sugarcane aphid), 3133 nucleotides. Its product is annotated as nephrocan-like. The transcript has 5 exons. Gene Ontology annotation, molecular function: protein binding. NCBI's taxonomy places the organism in Eukaryota, Metazoa, Arthropoda, Insecta, Hemiptera, Aphididae. The coding region runs from base 617 to 2782 and encodes 721 amino acids. Gene Ontology annotation, cellular component: plasma membrane. The record is from RefSeq and is a predicted model, not a curated record.
UCAGUUCUAGUUGAGUAAUUAUACGUACAGAGUCAUGGGCUAGGUUGAACGUAUUUAUACACUGAAGUUCCAGUCUUAUCUGCCGACGGAUUGGUGACAUGCAAACAAGUGAUCGGUGUAGCUUUGUGUCGCGUUCGUAAACGACAGAAAUACGAAACCAGACCAAUAAUUAUAAACACAUAAUACAUAAAUACACACACACACACACACACACACACAUAUGUAUAUAAAUCUACGUGUGUGUACGAUGUUAUACGAUGUACAGUUUAUUGUUGCGAGUAAUAUAUAGUAAAACGUGCGCGCGGACAAUUCGUUGAUUUUUUUUUUCGUUUCGUUUAGUUCAGUUUUUACGGUGCCAUAUUCGUUUAAUUUUAAUUUUCUAUCAUUUAACCCUUCUCCUCGUCGAUCGCACGCGUUUGGUUUUCCACGUGCGCCUACACUAAACGAUGAUAUAUUUUCGAUGUAAGUUUCCGUGCACAACCGCUGUCUAUCUUCGUGUACGCCAACAGACUCCACUGCACUGCCUCGUCAUCGUCGCCCACGGGUCACGUUGACCCUUAGCCACGCUCAUAUACCGGUCGGCCGUUACGUUCUAUUUCGCAUUGGAUCUCCGACCAUGAAGAUCAGCUUAGGGAUACGGACAGGACUGUUGGUGAUAUUGCUGUGUAUUAUUAAGAUAUCAACUGAAGAACCGUUUGAUGGAAAAUUGCUUCUAUCACCCAAACAAAUAACGUGCCCUAGCCAAUGUUACUGUUCACCUAUCGAGAUGCUUUGUUCUGGCGCCAACUUAACUGAUGUUCUCCAAUAUGGUAUAGAUUUUCCGAUGAUACUAUAUUUAGACUUCUCAAACAUGACACUGAACACGAUUCCUAUAGAAAUAACAAAAAUUAUAAAAUGCAAGAAGCUUGACCUAUCCAAUAAUAAUAUUCACGAGCUCCAUACAUUUUCAGAACUAAACGUAUGGCAUCUAGAAGAGCUGAUAUUGAGUAAUAACUCGAUUAAUGAUUUAUCGACGCUAAACCAUGAUUUGUUAUUCAACAGCAAGGAAAUCAAGCUCCUUAACUUAUCGAGUAAUCCUAUCACCCAUCUUGGCUAUGAAGAGCACACGUUAUUAAGCAGCAAUUCUUUGGAAGUAUUGGAUGUCAGUAAUUGUCAGAUUACCUCUUUGAUUGGACCUUUAGUUCUCAGUGGACUUAAAAAGCUUGAAUACUUGAACUUAUCGAACAACCCACUAAAAUUUUUCGAUGGGGUAUUCUCGUACUCUUUGAAAAUAUUAAAUAUAAGAAAUUGCUUGAUCAACUAUCUUGGCGAAAGAGCUCUGAGUGAUUUAAAAAAUCUCGAGAUAUUUGAUGCCAGUUUAAACGAACAGUUGUUCUUAAAGAGCGAAAUACAAGCUAGGUCCCUUAAAACGAUUGACGUUUCAAGGUGCUCUUUACGAACACCAAAUUUACUCGGUAUGAGUGAACUUAGAUCUGCAUUUCUAAAUGAAAAUCGAAUCAGAAAACUUGUGGCCUAUCAGUUCAUCAAUAAUACAAAGCUAGUUCAUUUGGAUCUAUCUAAAAAUAGCGUGGAAAUCUUGGACCCGUUGGCGUUCUACGGCAUGACGUCGCUCGCCCAUCUCGACCUGUCCACCAACAUGAUCGCGGACGUGGCCUGGGAAACGAUCACGCGCACAUUGCCGUCCCUCGACACGCUGAAAAUGUCGCACAACUUCAUCAACAGCGUGGGCCCGAUGACGUCGCGCACACUGCGCCGGCUGGACCUGCACCACUGCUGGAUCACGUACGUGUCGAACGACGCGUUUGCCCGGCUGGACCGACUGACCGAACUCGUGCUGGCCGACAACCCGCUGCAGUCUCUACAGCCCGGUGGCCUCAGUUCCACCAACCUGUCCGCGCUGGACCUGAGCUACUGUCGGCUGUCGCACCUAACCGCGCGUGAGUUCCUCAACCUGCCCAACCUCACCGAGCUCAGCCUUACCGGUAACCGAUUGGUCACGCUCAGGAACGGCACGUUCGCCAAGUGCCCCAAGCUGCGGCUCGUGUACAUGGACGACAACCCGUGGCGGUGCGACUGUUACAGCGUCAACUUCGCGUACAUGGCGCACCUGGUCAAUAAGACCAACAAAAACGCGAUGACGAUCGAAAGGAUGCCGCAGUGCUUGACGCCGGACAACGUGACGGGGAUGCCGUGGCAGGUGGCGUGCCGAAACACGUUGACGUACGGCCGGGACAACCGGAAGAAUUUCUCGAUGGCCAUCGGCGUGAUACUGAUCCUGUGCGUGUCCGGGCUGACGGCCAUCUUCAUGGCGGUGCACGAGAACAUCAAGACGCGGCGGGCGAUGCGCCGGCGCCGGCACCUGGACGAGUACGGGAACCCGACGCGCGGCGGCGGCCUGGGCACGGGGGCGGACGAGUACUUCGACGAGUACGCGGCGGCCGCGGAGUCGGCGCGCAAGCUGUCGCAAUUGCCGUCCUACGACGAAGCCAUCAUGCUGCCCAAGCCGCCGCAGCAGCUGAGCGGCCAGGGCCGGUUUAAGCGGCACAGCUGCACGCAGACGGAGGACGCGGCUGCGAUGGUGGCCGCUGCCGCGGCUGAGGCGGUGGUGGCCGCGGCCGAGGCGCACAACCGCCUGCGGCAGGCGAUGAGCGGCGGCCGGGACCGCGGUCACGCGACAGCCGCGGUAGGCCGCGGCGGCGGCGGAUCGGACGACUGGUUCUUGUCGCCUCCGCCGCCCCCGCCACCGUUGCCGCCGCCCGGGCUGCGCGUCACUCACCUGUGACGGAUAAACUCGCGCGUUCCGUCCGCCGUGUUGUAAUUAAUAUAUUAUUAUUAUUAUUAUUAUUAUUAUUAAUAUUACUAUAAAUAUUAUUAUUAUUAUUAUUAUUAUUAUUAAUAUUACUAUAAAUAUUAUUAUUAUUAUUAUUAUUAUUAUUAUUGACUACGUGUACGCACGUAUUAUGCAUAAAUUGUGCUUGUGCGUCCGUCAAAAUAGCAGUCAACGUUCAAUAGUUUUAGUGCAUUUUUACGAUUUAUACAUACGUCAUUACCGACGCGUUUUGUUCUAAUCUCAUAAUAUUACUGUAAUUGAUAUCAUAUUAUUAAAUAUAUCGUGUAGAAAUGUACGUGUGCA